GUGCCACCGUUCUUCGCUUUCUCGGUCCUGACGUGUCUUGUCGCUGUCACUAAAACCCUGUCCACAGCCCUGAUACUAUUUCUGCCUUUCCAGUCACUGCUGACUCCGUCUUGCUCCUCUAUGAUAAGUUCUUUCUUCUGUUUUUCUCCCCUUUUGACUAUAAUCAUGCCUUGCACAACUCUUGUCGCAGUGCACUCUCAUACUAGUGCACCCUCACAUGCCGCUACCUUGCAUUAUAUAAUGUUCCUUCACCUUCAUUCUGUCGCUACGCAUUCAAUUUUGUAGCAACCUUGCUGUUAUUUUUGAUGAGUUGCUAUCUGGAAAUGCGACCUCGCUAUCUAUAAUCAGGCCUUCGUAGAAGCUAUGAAAGAGCCUUGCCCAUGCAGUUCUGUUGCUU
Molecule: messenger RNA, 397 nt
Organism: Suillus subaureus
Lineage: Eukaryota; Fungi; Basidiomycota; Agaricomycetes; Boletales; Suillaceae
Exons: 2
Coding region: 121-285 (54 amino acids)
Source: RefSeq, a predicted model, not a curated record